UUUAAGAUUGGAGAAUUUUAGCUUGAAUUGAUGGAAACCUGACCUGGAAAAAUGAAUUUCUCUUAGGAAUAAUGGGAAUAGAAGCUUGGAAUUCCAAGUCUCGCAAGAACUAUUCCAGUUCCAAAUCUGUAAAGAUGAGAAAUAGCCACUGGGGAUUAUUUUGUCAGUAAUCCCCAAUUAUAAAUUAAGAUUUCAAUCCCUAAAGAGCAUCUAAAAAGAUCAAAUCUUUGACUAUUUUUUAGAAAUUUGAUUUACAAAAAUGAAUAUUUUUCUUACAUUCUUCCUUAUGGCAUUAAUCUUUGCCGCAACUAAUGCAAACGAAACGGGCGUAGAAAAUGUGAAAGGAGUUCAAGAAACUGAACAAAUCAAGGGCGUUAAUAGCGAAAUACCACAUGGACGACACAAACGUUGGUAUGGAGGCUGGGGCUGGGGAGGCGGAUGCUGUGGUGGUGGAUGGUGGGGACGCUAAAUUGGGAAAAUUUUGGAGCAAAAUAGAAGGGAAAUAACAAAUAAAAAAAUGGAUUUUUAGUUAAUUUAAAUAAUAUUACAUGAACU
Messenger RNA from Meloidogyne enterolobii, 555 nucleotides. The record is from the annotation of a GenBank genome assembly. Lineage: Eukaryota; Metazoa; Nematoda; Chromadorea; Rhabditida; Meloidogynidae.